This is a messenger RNA of Spodoptera frugiperda (fall armyworm), 7631 nucleotides long. RefSeq names its product receptor-mediated endocytosis protein 6 homolog (gene Gapvd1). The record is from RefSeq and is a predicted model, not a curated record. Gene Ontology annotation, cellular component: cytosol; endocytic vesicle. Bases 325 to 5235 code for a protein of 1636 amino acids. Gene Ontology annotation, molecular function: guanyl-nucleotide exchange factor activity; small GTPase binding. The transcript is spliced from 30 exons. Gene Ontology annotation, biological process: vesicle-mediated transport; regulation of GTPase activity. Lineage: Eukaryota; Metazoa; Arthropoda; Insecta; Lepidoptera; Noctuidae.
CAAACACAGAUAAAAAAUACAAUUCACUUCAUUUCGCGUUUCUCGUCUUUUUGCAUUACAUACUUUCCGAAAAGAGAAAACGAGAUAUUUUGGAAUUCUACAAGAAAUUGUAUACUUAGUUUCCUUCAGGAUAAAUAUUAAAAUAAAUUAACAUUAAAUGGCUAACAAUAACUAGUGCGAGUUUAAGUACGCAAGUGUAAUGAAGGAAGUGAAAAAGUGUCAGAAACUUGUUUCCCUUUGAUGAAAUGACGUGAAAAUACAAUUUCAUAAACAUUUUAGUGGAAAUGUGUUUGUUAUUGUGCGUUUGAUUGUGUAUGUUCGAUCAUGAUGCAGUCAACGUCGGAGGGAUGUAUGAAUAUCGCCGAGCUAGCGAAUCAGCUGAGGCGAGAGAAAAUAUUUAUCAACUCUGAGAGGCAGCUGUUGCAGAAGCUCAAUGAGGAGGUUGAGAAGCGAGCUCUGGAGCUUCUGCAGGUGGCCUGGAUCUGCCUGCAGCAGCGGCAAAACCUUACGAAUUUAAUUACAUCAAGAUGUGAUGCUGACUCCAUAGCAUACUGCCAGAGAGCAAGUCACCUUGAACGAGCGAUUUUUGUGGAUGCCUAUAAAGUCUUGAAGUACAAGGAAGCGACGGCUCUAGGCGAGCUACUAGGAUGGCUCCGCGAGUCCCCUCACCUGGUGUCUCUCUGCCUACUCCUGGGCGAGGACAGCAUCCCGCCAAGUUUGCCGGUAGCGCUGAUGUCUGGGCUGUAUGGCAGCUGCCGGUCAGCUUCCGACAGGACCAGGUUCCUGGCCGUCAUCAGGUCUCUCAUCAAACACCAGAUGGCACCGUCCAGUGAUCCUAGAAAGUUUUUCCGUACCGGUAAAUGUGCGUUGUCGUCCCUGUACGCGGUGUACCGCGAUGGGCAUACGCCGGCUCGUCAGUUCCUGGUGGCAGUUCUACAGAACCCCGUGAUGGCUGUGCUGCACGAGGACGAGUUCUUCCUCGAUAUAGACCCUGAUAAAGCUAUGGAGAGGUUCUCACCAGCAGACCGCACAAAGAAAUUUGGUCAGCCAAACAGCCAGGAGUACGCAGCGAAGGUGGCUCGGUACCGCAAGUGGACCAUCCAGUCCCUCUACAACCUCACUACCAAGUUCAUCGUGGCCCUCAGAGAGCACUGGCCCAACUUCCCCUCCACCAUCGCCUGGAUCGUCCAGCAGAUCGUGCAUCUACUCAAACAACAUUCCAGAACAUCAGACCGCGAGCUGCACGCGAUAUGCACGGACCUCAUAAUGAGCCACUUCAUCUGCCCCGCGAUCGUGAACCCCGAGGCGCACGGCGUCGUGGAGGUGCCGGUGUCGUACAUCGCCCGGUUCAACCUCAUACAGAUUGCGCAGAUCAUACAGAUGCUGUGCCUAGCCAAGUUCCAGGAGGUGGACGCCAAGGUCCGCGACGUGUACGUGAAGUUCGAGCGGUCGUGCGUGUGGGCGCUGAUCGACAACGUGACGAGCGAGGCGUGGGCCGUGGCGCCGCCGCCCGCCGCGCCGCACGCGCACGCCGAGACGCCGCGCAUCGCCACCGACCACACACACCACACCACCGUCGCGCUAUUCACGCCGCACGACGCGCAACUACUGAUUACCUUUUUACGGCGUAUAUCUUCGAAGCUGAACAACAACACGCCGAGCGUGACGUCGGACGAACAACCCAGUGGGGCCGUCGCUGAGGCCGCGGCGCUAAGCAGUGAAACAAGCAGCGAGAGUUCAAGUAACGGCGAGGCGUGUGCCAGUCGACUUGCGACCUUAUUGCAGACCACCGAGCCCAACUACCGCAGCCGACUACAUGACUUGCUGAAGAAGAUGCCUGACCUCUCCAAGUAUAGGCCGACCACCCCACCGGAGUCCAAAGACCCAUCUCCAGUAGAGAACGGUCACUCCAGUAAGAAGAGCAUCUUGGCCAAGGUGCAGAGACCACGGCUCCCUCGCAGUGCCAGCUCCAACUCCUCACUGGCAUCAGCUGGAGACGACAAGCCCGUCAAUGGGACCUGCAAGGAAGAUGGGGCACAGGAACAUGUCGAGGUCCUCGUCAUCAAACUCGCUAAUGUUGAGGAGCAGGACUAUAUUGGCCUAGUCCCCGAGUCGAAGGUCCUGGAAUGCUACUACGGCGGCUCGGAGGCAGGGGAUGCGGAUGAAAAUGGAUCCGCCCUCGCUGUAGCGGGGCCUGGCGCGCCCGUACAGAAGCGGACCAGGUUCUCAGUAUCCCACGACGAAGUAUCGCUGGGCAACACAUCCGACAACUUGGAGGCGGUGUCAGAGGCCGCGUCCAACCACAGCGUCACCUCCAGCCUCGAGCUGGAGACGGAAGACCAGAACGAUAACUUGUCUGACAUGGUAUCAGCGAACGUGUCAGGUCGCGGCAGCCCCAACAUAUCAGGUCGCGAGACCCCCUCCUCGCAGGUGACGGAGGGUCCCCCGGCGCAGCCCGCGCACCUGCACCACCCCCACGCCAAGCUACUCAAGCAGACAAGGCACGACAUCGAGGACAAGUUCUGCAAGUUUGAGAUCAAGAAGUUGCUGGAGGGCGACGAGACGAUCAGCAUAAUGUCGGACACGUGGAGCACGGACGUGCUGGCGUCCGACUCCGAGACCAUCGGGGACUCCUGCGACCAGACGCAGGUCGCCGCCAACCACUGCCAGAGCGGUUGCAACCAGAACGCUCCGGAUGCGUCGGAAACUGCGAGCGAGUCCGCCUGGAGCAUGGACGUACUCGCUUCCGAUAGCGACCGGAAUACUGAGGUGGACACGGACGACUGCGUGUCGGUGGCGGCCCGCUCGGACACGUCCUGGCCGCGCCGGCCCUCGCAGCAAGAUGAGGCUCCCUGCAGGACCUGCAACCACCAGAACGGCAACGUGAAGCGGCCUGAAGUCAGCAGUCCCAGACAUACGUCACGUCCGAACUUAGCUAACAGGUCAGGCGGGUACCUGACGGCGACGGCGGCGCUCUCUCGCGGCGGGGAGCUGGACCUGUCGCACGCGCCGCCCUCGCACCACCAGUACAACAUCGAGAACAGGAAGAGUAUACUCGUCAAUGGAUACCCGGUGAUGACUUGCUACGCGACGUCAGCGCCGGAGAGCCCGAGUACUAGCGCGCCGGUACCAAUGCCGGGGGAUGUAUUCGACUACGUGCCGCAGAACAACGGUGCCCAAACGGAAUCAACAUUGGAAGCCAACAGUCAGUCGGACGCCACCAGCCAGUGGGUGGACGACAGCUUCCCCGCCCCCCACCACUCCCCCGACAGACCCUACCCCUCCACCUCCAAGUACGACCUCCCAUCCACUUCCAAACCUUACGACGACAACGACAUGAUGGACCGAUCGCUCAACUCAAGCGAGAGCUCCUUCAACGCGAUGUACGGCGGCCGAUUCGAUUCUGGUAUCGAAGCUGAGCGAGCGGAAUCCGAAUCGAGAUCAACGAUUACCGAUUUGAUGACUCGGAUGAGUUCGGCGACGAUAUCUACGUCGGCGAACCUUGUGAACAAUAUCACGUCUAGGAUUGUCAAGUCGGAGAUUCGGACAAGUAUUGUCAGCAUUUCGUCGUCUAAGAUCGAGAAGAAAAGAGAAGGCACGAGUAAUAUGUCGCUGAGUACGUUGUCCGUGAACAGUGCGGAGACGUCUGCGUCCGACAAGAGCUCGAGCCAGGACGUGAACUCCGACAUAGUGACGGAGCGCCGCGUCAGUCCGCCGCCCGCCAAGAACGUCUCCACUGGAGCUAUUCCUAAGAGCAUCAGCUUCGAUGCCACCGCUGAGAAGUCGCAGAGGAGACGUAUGGGCGAGGACGGUCUAGUGGGCAACCUGGACGAGCUGAAGAACAACGUGAAGCGCUCCGGCGGUAACUUGCUGCACAAGAUCAAGAUGUUCCGGCAGAAGGGACGCUCACACACACACCAUAAUGACGUAAAGCUACCAGAAGAAGAGAACAGGAGCGACGACGGCAGCCGCCCGGAGCUGGCUGCGGGCGAGACGUCGGAGGAGAUCCUGGCCAAGUACCGGCGCAAGUGCUCCACCGAGUCCACCGGCUCCAAGCACAAGCGGCCGCAGCGCCGCGUCUCCGAUGUACCGGACGCUGAGCUCGACAGGUGUGAAGGCGUGGUGGACCUGAACGACCCCGAGGUGUUCAACAGUAUGAAGCGCAAGUUGCGCAUCGUACUGUCCAACCCUGACCUACACUGCGUCGAGUUUGUGCCUAAUCGGUGUACGAGCACGUCGCUGGUGGAGUGGGUGCGCGCGCUGGGCGCGGGCGCGGGCGGGGGCGCGGCGGCCGAGGCGGGCGCGGCGCACGCGGCCGAGCUGGCGCGCGCCCUCGCCCCCGCGGCCGGGCUGGGGGCGCGCCUGGCCGCCGCGCUGCGCGCCGACCUGGCCGCGCGCCGCCCCUACGCCGCAUACCUCGCCUCCUGUCGCGCGCAUCUCGCGCACACUGACCACGCACUCGCCAGACAGAUAAAGCAGACCCGCGAGGAGUGGUGGUGGUGCGGGCGGGCGGCGGGCGCGGCGCGCGUGCUGGAGCUGCUGGAGCGCGGCCCGGCGCUGCGGAGACUGGCGCGGCACCACCAUCACUACUCGCACGCACACGCACACGGUGGUGAACUAAUGGAUGAGAAAGCAACAAGACUGACUGCCAGCAUCAAGGCCAUCACGGCCGAGGUGAAGGCAGACCCCUCCUGGGAAGGAGCGUCGGCCACCCUGCUGGAGAGCGUGGAGCUGACGGUGGAGCGCGCCGCCUUCGCGCGCCUCUACCUGCACGUACUGUUCCCCAACGGAGACGGAGACAUCGCGCGGGACCAGGUGUUAUCGGAGCACAUCCGGCGCGUGUCGUCGGUGACGUCGGCGCGGUCCGUGGGUAUCGGCGCCGCGCACCGCUGGGCCGCGCCCUACCCGCGCGCGCAGCGACAUCUGCGGCAUCUACCCGUAUACCGCACGCCACGGGAUAAGUUGUCGUGUAUAAUGCGGUGCGUGACGUCGAUAAUGGCGGUGCUGGGCCUCACCGAGGGCACCACGCCCUCCGCCGACGACCUCACGCCGGUGCUCGUCUACGUUAUACUGAAGGUGAACCCACCCUCACUGCUAUCAACGAUCGAGCUGGUGAACGCGCUGGGCGGCUCCGCCCUCCAGGGCGAAGCUCUAUACUGGUGGACGCAGUUCUGCGCCGCCGUGGCCUACAUCAAGACUAUGGAUUACCCGCGACCCGACAAUAACGAUACCUAGCCUUUACAUACGCGCCUGAUUUCAGCGCGUGUUCCGGACAUAAAAUUGGAAAUCAUUCGCCGCCGGCGGUGCCACACUGUGUAAGCAACGAUUGCAUACUCAUUCUACAUACACAUACAUAUUAUCUAGUACGGAAUCAUGUAAUCUUCAUUGUUCAGUAGUAAUCACAUUUAGAUUGUAUGGCGCGCAAUUAUAUUCGUAUAGGGAAAUCAGUGUAUAUACAUAAUAAUAUUGUAUCUGUUCAUGUGUAUGGUUUUAUUAAAUGAACGCCGUUUUCAAAUAUUUUUGAUAUGUGGUGAAACCAAAAGAAUUUUUGUAUGAAGAUGAUUAUAAGUUGUAACUUAUUAUAACAGACAUGCGAUUUGCUUUUUUUGUAGUGUCUAUUUUGUAUAGUCUAACUACAGUUGGCAUGUUCAUAUUGUCUUUAAAAUAUAAUAUAAUAAUGUUCAUCACAGAAAACGGUUUUAAUUGUAAUCAAAUAACAGCUUGGCUUCAAACGUUUGGCAUUCAAAUGUAACGUAAUCAUAACAUUUAAUAAAAAAAAAAGAAAAUCAUAAACAUUCUUAUGCAUUUCAUAUUAUAAUAUUUGUAAAUCCUCGAAUCAUUGCAUUUUAGGACAAACUUAUACAAUGUAAACACCAAUAAUAAAAUCAUUUAUAGAAUUAAAAUAAAAAGCUUCGAAUCGAUUGAAAAUAGAUAUUUUCUUCAAGUAAAGUGUACACAAAUGAGGUUAUAUAUCUCAAUAAUACAAUAAAAAAAACGAAGGGUUUGUUCCAGUACUAUGAUGUAGGUAAGAGUAAAUUAUAUAAUAUCGUGUAGAUGGUAGUCGUGGAGAGUAAAGUGUGCACUCGCAAACAUGUGUUCAAAGUUCAGGGCUUGUCCAGUUUGGCAGGCCCAUAAUACCAUACAAGAACUUAAUGUAAGGCGACCGGGUUCAGUCUGAUUUUCCAAUUACAUAUUCUAUUGUCCACAAUGAAGUUUUAAAAAUAUUUAAUUAAUUACGUUUAUGAACAUAAAUUAUGUUAUCUCACUAAAUUAAAUUGGCCAUACGUUUUGUAUGAAGUCAGAUUGGCCUAAAUCAAGCGUUUAGAUCGAUUCUUUUAUUGUAUUGUUUAAGCAAAUUGUUGUUUCAAUUUUAUAUACAAACUGUUUGUGAGUAUUGUAUGUAAAGUUGUGGCAUUAUUUAAAUACUUAUUGUUUUAAUGUUGAGUUCCUGUUGUGUUGCUACUGCUGAUAUUGUUCCGGACGCUAUAAAUACGAUCCUUCAAAAUUUAAUACAUACAGAAUAAUAUAUUUCGUAAAAUACUCCAGUAAGUAUAUGCAGGUGUCUAGGCAAUAUCACCGCUGGCAAUACACGGUCGUAUAUAAAGUUUGUGAUUAUAUUUUAUUUCCAUGUACCUGUUCACGACGGCAGUGUCUCUGCCGGCCCUCUUGCGCACUGUUACCUAGUACGACAUCUCGAUUGGUCUGUGAUUUUAGAGUUGGAUAUUAAAUACUCGAAAAUGUGUAUUUUUGAAAUUGAUUGUAGGUAUCGAAAGGUGUGAUAACUUGGUAAGUAAUAAAAUUAUUAAUAUCGAAAAUAAGAGGCGAUUUUAAUAAAAUAAUUUAUUGGAAAUGUGUACAUUUGAUAGAUUAGAUAUUGUGUAACUUAGUUAGGUUCAAGUAAUGAUAUCGAGGCGGUUAAACUCGCCCACGUAAGCUAGCAACCAUUGUAAUCAUUGAAUAAACCCCGUAAUCAACAUCAUCAACUCUCAUUACUUGUACUGUUGUAAGUUAAGUUUCAUUCGUUGUCUAAGCACCGGUUUACUUCGCACCCCGAUAUAAAAGACACUAUUUUUGAACUAAUCUAGUAUAUAACUGAAUCUUGUAUAACAGUAGUACCUAUGUAAUCGACUAGUUUGGUCCUUGUACCUAUCAAUUAAAUGCUUCUUAUGUACUGCCGACUCUAAAUAUACAGAUAAUUCAUUGUUUACUAAAUUGUCUUAUAUCAUAAAGCAUUUCCUUCUUAUUUUCAGUAUGAAGACAUAAAAUGUUUUAGUCUAUUUGAAUAUUUAGAGCUGGCGUUAUUAGGAAGCUUCGAAUUAUAGUAGCAACUAGCAAGUUAUGAAGGUGCGUGAACGAUUGGUACUCGAAUACUUAGAAACUGCAAAUGGCGGCAGGCGACAUAUUUUUUCUUCGUCAUCAAAGAAUGAAAUGGCACUGUAAUAAGAUAAAUAGUUUAAGUCUUUCACGCAUCGUUGUAACUUGAGCACUUACUGUCCAAAUAGCUUUCUAAUCUCUUGCCUAGGUAGUCAGCAGACAUUAGAAUAUUAUGUACUAACAGCUGUAAGGCUACGUGUCAUGUAAACAUGUACCUAAUGUAAUCAGAGCAAUGAAAUUAUAUUUAGCAAUAAUAA